Octopus bimaculoides (California two-spot octopus) is the source of this 4361-nucleotide messenger RNA. Its product is annotated as myelin regulatory factor-like protein. Gene Ontology annotation, molecular function: sequence-specific DNA binding; DNA-binding transcription factor activity. Gene Ontology annotation, cellular component: nucleus; endoplasmic reticulum membrane. The record is from RefSeq and is a predicted model, not a curated record. NCBI's taxonomy places the organism in Eukaryota, Metazoa, Mollusca, Cephalopoda, Octopoda, Octopodidae. Gene Ontology annotation, biological process: positive regulation of DNA-templated transcription; protein autoprocessing.
AGGUGGAAAUAAACAAAAGUUUUGGCCAGCAGACGACCGAGGAGAGAGAGAAAGAAAGAACGGCUAACUUACAGUUGAAGACACCAUUUUACUGUGUGUGUUAUGUUUGUUAUGUAUGUUCCGGACGGAAUAUAUACAUUAUAUAUAGAUAUGUAUGUGUACAUGUGCAUGCAUAUAUGCAAACGCCAUCUUCUUUGUUUAUGCCAAUAGAUCGGGACUGAAACGCACUGAAAAAAAAACUCUUAUAUCAGUAAUUGUUGUAGUUAUUGUAGAUGUUAUUUUUCUCAUUCAUGCUGUUGUUAAGGUUGUUAUGAAAAAGGAAAUGUUGUAUUCCUAAUUUGUUUUUGUUUUUUUUUUUAAAGUGAAACAAUAUAAGAUUACACAUAAUAUUCCCAACAAAAUGAUAAAUUAUUUUAAAAAGAAGGAUCAGGGAACUUUAAGAAAGAGUUGAGUACGGCGGGCAACCACUUAAAGGAACAAAAAAUACCAUAAAUAUAUAACUGAGAGAAAAAAAUAAUGGAAAGAAAUGUUUGAGAAAUGACCCUGAACUUUGAAACAAAAAUAUUAGUAGUAGUAGUUGUAGUCGUAAUAUCAUUAGCAGUAAUAAAUAGCUAAGGUAAACGGCACUGUACAAGCCACUUAAUCAGCGACAAUGCCGAUACGAAAGCAUAAUGUUAGAAAGUAAACAAAGGAAGAAAGGAGAUAGGUAUAAUAAUUGUUUGUUUGUUUUUAACAACUAAUUUAUCACCUCAUUCCUCACCUCUCGUUCCUCCUAAAAUUAUGAACAAAUAUAUUAACAUCAACAAGUUACAACAAUAACAACACGAUUCGGUAAUAACGAAAACAAUAACGAUAUUAAUCUGAACCACAUCUAAAACAGUAGUAUUGAAUUUAAAGUCAAAAGGAAAAUACAUUGUAUUCAGUUUUUACUCGACAAUAUAGUUUAUAUUUUCUGUAAAAUUAUUACCUUAUGGAAGUGACUACAAGCGAUCAGGAUCCGCACACGAUCGGCAAUGAAGUUGGGUUCGAAAAUGAAGGUUUGGAUUUCACCCAGUUGGAGGACUACAUUAACAACGACAACAGCACGUAUUUCCCUGGUGACUUAAUCUCAGCUGUGACAUACAAUAACGGUUUACAAGAGAGUCUGGUCGGAGCCGACUCAUCCUCGUGUGCGAACCAUGGAGCCGGCGGAUCUCUCAGUGGUGGCAAUCACAAUCAAUUACAGAUCAACUCAUCACAGCAGGGUCUACAUCCUCUUGACAUUCAUCACGGCCACCCCUCAAAUUGUGCAGCGGCAGUUACUACAGCAACGGCUGCAGGCAUGUACUGCAUUACUGCUGCAAAUUCAAAUGUCAUCAGCUUUAAGAACAAUGCAACCUCCCUUCCAGACAGCCCUCCAGAUUCAGAACCUUACUCCCCUUCAGACGAACAGCAAGAUACCAAACAUAAUAUUCCAGGUGGCAUUUCUCAUCACAACCCUCACAACAACCCGCAACAGCGUCACCAUCAACAGAACCUCAAUAACCCCAAUGUGGUGCCUCACUUGCAGCCACACCAUUCACCUCAUCCAUCACGACCACCGCAUGAUCUCCGUAAUGGUAUAGCCCAAACACCUCAGCAACACAUGUACCCUCCUUUGGGUGGCAACACGUCAGUGAGAGGACCAUCCGGCAACAUGCAUCUGGUCUCUCAUGGCAACGUCAGUGGGACUCGGAACUUGGGUUACAGCUCUUAUCUAUGUAACGACCCGCUGAAGCUAAAUCCUUCUGUCCCUACACAAGCUUUGAUCUCGUCCUCAAAUAUACAAGCGGUUCCCCCGGGUCUCCCCCAGAACUGUUCUCUGAUGAAUCAACAACCACAGUCACAACAACAACAACAGCAACAGCAACAACAACAGCAACAAUCACUCAUGCAUUAUGGACAUUUAUCCAACUAUUUAAGUCAAGCUAACAGCGUCUCCAAGAAGCGAAAGUACUCUGAUUCACCUAAUAAUACGUUAACCAAUACGAUGAUUAACAGUAUGAAUGGUUUAUUGAACAUUAAACAAGAACCAUCGAAUAAGCCAAUGGAAUCUACAGGUCAGACGAUCAAAAUUGAGCAAUCUCAGUCAGAUAGAAGUAAGAAGGCAUUUUAUCCAACAAGGAUCGAUCUGCACCCAAACCAAAUGUGCAAAGUGACGGUGGGCCGGCUGCACUUCAGUGAAACUACAUCCAAUAACAUGCGUAAGAAAGGAAAACCGAAUCCUGAUCAACGCUAUUUCAUGUUGGUCGUGGGAUUACAUGCUCAUUGCGGAGAUAACAAUUAUGUAGUGGCAGCACAUGUAUCAGAAAAGAUCAUUGUGAGGGCUUCGAACCCGGGUCAGUUUGAUAGUGAUGUUGAUGUUGUUUGGCAGAAAGGACAUGUACAAGACGCUGUGUUCCACUUGGGUAAAGUUGGGAUAAACACAGACCAUCCAGACGAGAGCCUAACAGUAAACGGUAAUCUAAAACUCACCGGUCAUAUCCUUCAUCCUUCCGAUAAGAGAGCGAAAGAAGAAAUAAAAGAGGUCAACUCCAAAGAACAGCUGACCAACAUCCAGCAGAUGCGAAUUUAUAAAUAUUCCUACAACAACGACUAUGCCAAAGUGGCCGGCCUGGAGGAGACUACGCGCCAAGAGACUGGAGUGAUUGCUCAGGAAUUACGGGAAGUCCUACCUGACGCCGUCAGAGAAACAGGGGACUUGGUGCUGCCGAGUGGGCGAAUCAUUGAGAACUUUCUCACUGUUAAUAAGGAUCGUAUUUUUUUGGAGAAUGUUGGUGCCGUUAAGGAACUCUGCAAACUUACAGACAAUCUGGAGACCAGAAUCAACGAGUUGGAAAGAAUGAAUAACCGUUUGUCCAAAUUAAAACGUUUCGACAGCCUAAAGUCAAAUAUCAGUUCGAAAUCGACAUGUAGUUUAAGCACUGUGUCCAGUGCCCCUGUAAAAAGCAAACAGCCUUAUCCACACCACCACCAUCACCAUCAUCAUCACCACAGGAGUUCUGGAGCCAGCACACCAUUCAGUGGUUCACCUCAUGGCAGUACGGCACCAUUCUUUGGAAUCAAAUGCUGCACCUACAGAACAUUCCAGAUAUGUGUACUCCUGCUGAUCCUUUUUAUAGCAUUUUGUAUUGUGACCAUCUCCAUCAAGUACAUCGUUCAGAACCAGAAAGUUCACAGUACGCACUUACAAAGCCCUCUUGAAUGGAAAAUGAGCAGUGACACCCAAAAUAAAUCUCCAAAUACAACGGUUAGUAAAAGCCGAUCAUCGCUAACGACACCGAUACAUAGAGUGACCAAACAAACAAGGACCUCCACGACGCCUAAAUUACUGGACACAACAAAGUCAUCAUCGUCAACAACAUCAUCAUCGUCAUUAUCAUCAUCAUCAUCGUCAUCAUCAAGGGAAAGACAUACAUCCAAGAAGCCGACAAACAAACCUACUCACAGAUAUAUUGUGCCAGCUUACCCUCCCUGUAUGUCUUCAAACUGUGAAGCGUUCUGUUGCCCACCACCACUGGAGACUGAAGCACGGCAAGAAGACAUUAGGCAACAAUACAACCCAAGCUACAAUUUCACUGGGAUGCAAUCACAAAUCAAUCGGCCAUUAGCUGACCAACCGAUUCACGUUGUUAUCCAUCAACCGACUGCUCCGAUUAUGAAGGUCAACAUCUAUGACCCCAGGGACGAUGACAACAAAAUCAACUCCUAUUUCCUACGACGAGGGAAAAGGUUGGCCAGACACAGGAGAGACACAGACAAUUUCGUAGAGGCCAGAGCUCAAAUUGUAUUAAAACAACUCAACUUUAGCAUUAGCCAGGCAUUCUGUGCAAAAAAUAAACCAUGCAGUGGAGGUCAGUACCAUUAUUUGGUGCCACUGAGUCCCUUCUUCGGUUUCAAACCAAUAGAUAUUCAAAUCAGGGUUGACUCUUCGUUCACAGUGGCCUUGUGUCAUAACAUGACUAAGCAAACAUGCCAAGGAGUACCUUCAGAACCAGCGAUCAGACAACCUGAGCAGAACAAUUAUGAGUGGCGAAUACCAAUUGGCCAUUGGUUUAACAGCAAAUUUACAUUCCGGGUGUUUGCUGGGCAAUCAUCCCAGACGAUUUGUUCACUCUUAUCGACUGAAAUUGGUCAAGACGUCUUCGAUUACCACAUUGAAUUUUUAAGAACAUGUUAAGAUGAGUGUCUUUCAAAAGACUUUUUAUUCAAAUGAAAACAAAACUGGAAAUUCGCAAAAGAGAAAGAGAAAUCUUCAAGAUACCUCUAUAAUAUUGAGAGGUAGAUUUCAUCCUCAAGAAGCAACGUGAAGAGAAAUAAAUGUGCUUCCAUCCUCCGAUUAA